Molecule: messenger RNA, 1605 nt
Organism: Hemibagrus wyckioides
Lineage: Eukaryota; Metazoa; Chordata; Actinopteri; Siluriformes; Bagridae
Gene: ctdspl3
Product: CTD (carboxy-terminal domain, RNA polymerase II, polypeptide A) small phosphatase like 3
Exons: 11
Coding region: 182-1291 (369 amino acids)
Molecular function (GO): phosphoprotein phosphatase activity
Source: RefSeq, a predicted model, not a curated record
UUGACGAUUUAAACCGUUGAAGCGGUCUGACUGAAGCUGUACUAAAGGCGCCUGGGCCUACACAGAAGAAUAAUAAUAACAACACUGGAGAGUUGUUUAGGCUCUUCUCUUUCAUUUUCCGUCUGUCACUGUUCGACUGGAAUUGAACUUAAUUUAAUCGAAUCUAGCUGAAAUAGUUAACAUGAGACUUCGAUCGAGAGUUAUUUCCCUGGAGAGCCCGUCGUCUCAGAGCAGCUCCCAGCGCCGUCGUCAGCCGGAUCUGAGAGGAGAGCCGCGGGUCGAGCAGAGUCCGGCUCAGGCUCUGUCUCAGAACGUCCAGGUUUUAAAGGAUUGCUCCAAUUUGUACUGUGAUACCAUUCCAACUGCAGUGAAGCGCCCACACUUAAGACAUAGAAGGAAACGGGUUCUACCAUUACAUGAGAGUAAAGCAGAAUCUGACUUUAAGACACCCGUGCGGUAUCUCCAGGAAAGGCGGUACUCGGUCAAUCCUGCUGCACGUAGCCUUUAUUCUCCUGUUGUUGGUUUUGUCACACCCGUUAAAGACAAUGAGAGGACAAAGCAUUGUGCACUGUUCAGCCCUGAGCUGUGUGUUUUCGGAUACAGUGCCGUCAGCUCCCUGUCAGAAGAUGAGGAGAAUGAUAAGGUGUUCAGCCCAUUCACAUUCAUCAAAAACAUUCCAAACCAGUCGCAACAGUCCAGAGCAGUUUCGACUCUCCGGGACAUACCACCAAGGACAAGAAGCACACCUGCAGCCACCAUGGUGCUCGAUCUGGAUGAAACCCUUGUGUUCAGCUCCCUUAAUAGAAUCGAGGAUGCAGAGUACACAUUUAACACAGUCUUUCAAGCUCAAGAAUACAAGGUGUAUGUGGUUCUCAGGCCAUAUGUGAAUGAGUUUCUGCAAGCUAUGAUGAAGCAUUUUGAGAUGUUUGUUUACACUUCUGCUAAAAAGGAGUAUGCGGAAAUGAUAGUGGACAUACUGGACCCAAGGAAAAAAAUAUUCAGACAUCGUCUAUAUCAGGAUGACUGCGCAUGCGUUCUUGGACACUAUAUUAAGGACUUGGGGGUGCUGGAAAGGGAUCUUUCAAAAACUGUGAUUCUGGGCAACGCACCCCACACUUUCCCAUACCAUCUGAUGAACAUGAUUCCAAUAAAAAGCUGGUGUGGAGAUAAAGAGGACAAGGAGCUCCAGAGGCUCGUCCCUUACUUGGAAAAGCUCACCCAAGCUAAUGACUUCAGGACGGUGCUCAAGAGGAGGACGGCACAUCUUCACAGUCUGCUCGCUGAAGACUAAAAUCCUGUGCUGUUUGUUUGUGUAUAUAUUUUCCUGUAGUAUAUUAUUUUGGAUGUAAUAUAGGCUGAAUCAUUUCAAAAUGCUAGUCAUUUAACUCAUUUUAUCUGCUUCCAGCCAUGCCUCAUUUAGGCUGGUUGCUGUCAUUUGAAAUGUUGUUCAUUUUUUAAAUUAUUGUGAACAUUUGAUUAUUAUUUUUUUGCUAAUUUAUUAUUGCUGUUUCUCACAUGACACUUUAAAAUACACGGUGUGUCCGAAUGCCCUGGAUUCUUCUACUUUAAUAAUUUUCUUCAAAAAAUAAACUUUGGUCUUUUUAA